Messenger RNA from Leguminivora glycinivorella, 915 nucleotides. RefSeq names its product methyl-CpG-binding domain protein 4-like. Gene Ontology annotation, biological process: DNA repair. The coding region runs from base 81 to 791 and encodes 236 amino acids. NCBI's taxonomy places the organism in Eukaryota, Metazoa, Arthropoda, Insecta, Lepidoptera, Tortricidae. The transcript is spliced from 2 exons. Gene Ontology annotation, molecular function: DNA binding; catalytic activity. Gene Ontology annotation, cellular component: nucleus. The record is from RefSeq and is a predicted model, not a curated record.
GUUAUAUAUACACUUUAUUCUGUCGUGUGUAAGUGAAAUAAACUGACGGAAAAACAGCGUUACCCUUAACCGGUACCACCAUGACAACACCUGAGCUGUGCGUCAGCAGGUUCUUCCAAGAAGACUCAUCAUUACCAACCAAAAGCUCCAAUAGAACACCAUCAACCAAUCUAGAUUCCUCCCAAGAGUCCCAAGACUCCAGCCAGUGCCUCGACGAGCUACUCAAUCUCUCCCAGCUCACAAUACAAGAACAAGAACCAAUCAAAAUAGACCCCUUCUAUAACAUAACACCAAGGGACAUGCCACUAUCACCGCACUAUGUCUUCGAAGAAGAAUUUUCUACUAACCCCUGGGCAAUGUUAAUAGCAACAAUAUUCCUAACGAAAACUUCAGGCAAAACCGCUAGGCCAUUCAUGCAAAAGUUCUUCGAAGAAUAUCCCACACCGUACCACGUUUUAAACGACGCUCCUAGGUCACUAGAACGCUUUUUUGAUACUCUAGGGUUAAGGAAAAGGGGACAUAUGAUCUGGAAGUUGACUUAUCAGUUCAUCGCUUCAAAAUGGCGGCGAGCUAGCGAUUUACACGGUAUAGGGAAGUAUGGCGAGGACGCGUAUAGGAUAUUUUGCUUGGGACACACAGAUGUAGACCCUGGGGACAGGUAUUUGAAGCUGUAUGUAGAUUGGUUGCGUAGAACGGAAUUUUUAAGUGAUAACGGAGUGGCUGAUUGUGAGUGUGUUAUCGAGGACCCAGUGUUGAAAUAUUAUAGCAUUACAUUGAGGAAUGUUGACUAAAAGUAUAAACUACUAGAUUUUUCCCGCAGCUUCGCCCGCGUAGUAAACUAUUUUCCCAUACAAACUUUGGACCCCCAUUUCACCCCCUUAGGAGAUGAAUUUUGAAAAAUCCUUUCUUAGUGCU